AUGUUGAACCACAUGUUCCAUCUACAAAACUCCAUGAGAAACAUUCACCACGAACUACAGGUGCAGACUGAUAUUUUGAGGAGUCUUAGGGAUAACCAAUCUCAGCGAGAUGAGGCAACUAGAAGAUUAAGAACGCCAGACAGGAAUUUACAGCGAGAUGAGGCACCUAGAAGAUUAAGAUCGCCAGACAGGAAUUUACAGCGAGAUGAGGCACCUAGAAGAUUAAGAUCGCCAGACAGGAAUUUACAGCGAGAUGAGGCACCCAGAAGAUUAAGAUCGCCAGACAGGAAUUUACAGCGAGAUGAGGCACCUAGAAGAUUAAGAUCGCGAGGUAGGAAUUUACAGCGAGAUGAGGCACCCAGAAGAUUAAGAUCGCCAGACAGGAAUUUACAGCGAGAUGAGGCACCUAGAAGAUUAAGAUCGCCAGACAGGAAUUAA
This is a messenger RNA of Saccostrea cuccullata (small rock oyster), 438 nucleotides long. Its product is annotated as polyribonucleotide nucleotidyltransferase-like. NCBI's taxonomy places the organism in Eukaryota, Metazoa, Mollusca, Bivalvia, Ostreida, Ostreidae. The coding region runs from base 1 to 438 and encodes 145 amino acids. The transcript has a single exon. The record is from RefSeq and is a predicted model, not a curated record.